Molecule: messenger RNA, 1377 nt
Organism: Rotaria sordida
Lineage: Eukaryota; Metazoa; Rotifera; Eurotatoria; Philodinida; Philodinidae
Source: the annotation of a GenBank genome assembly
AUGGCAUCUCCAUCUGCUCCAUGUCGAGAAUGUGAUCGUGGAUCCUACCGUUGUGAUGGAUGUCGUCAAUUAUUUUGUGAACACCAUUUUUCAGAGCAUCGACAAUAUUUAACUCAACAAUUCGAUAAUCUUACAACUGAAUAUUCGGAUUUACAAAAAAUUCUUGCUCUUCCACCAUCAUAUCAAAGUCUAACAGAAAAUACUGAAUUGAUAGAUAAAAUUAAUCAAUGGGAAAUUGAUAUUAUUCGACAAGUUAAAGAAAUAGCUGAAGCAACAAGAGAAAAAAUUCGUCAUCGAUCUGAUACUAUAGCAACUGAACGAUUUGGACCAGAAUUUCAACAAUUAACUGAAGAAUUACAACAGAGACAACGAACAAAUCAUUUAUACGAAUUAGAUAUUGAACAAUUAACGACAAAAUUAAAUAAUUUUAAGUUACAAGUAGAAGAAUCUCUAUUAACUACAGCUGAAAUUCGAACAAUACCAAUUGAUUGGACAAAAUAUAUUCAAAUCGUCAUGAAACAAAAUAGAGUACAAAGAAAUCAACGAAAUAUUCAUAUCGAUCGAUUAUUAACAAUAAAACCAAGAAUAAGUUUAGAUGUUAGAGGUGCAGAUUGGCACGUUUUAGGAACUACUUCAUCAUCAAAUUCAAUAUUUCUUCAUUAUCAACAUACAAGGAAAAAUAAACGUUUAUCAGUUGUUAAUGUUAAUGGUCAACAAAAACAAAUACCAUGGUAUGAAGAUCAAUCAAUAUGGGAUAGUUGUUGGUCAUCUUUUCUCAAUAAAUUUAUUAUAUUAGCUGAUAAUCGACUUUAUACGUAUGAUAAUAAUAUUGUAACAUCGGAUUCAAUGCAACUUAUUGAAGCAGUUAAACCAAAAAGAGACAAAAUGGAAUUUCUUCGUUGUAUUUGUUCAGAUGAAACUAUUUUUAUUACUUAUGAUGAACGUAAUAGUUCUAUUGAUGAAUAUAAUAUGAGUCAUUGGACAGUUGUUCAUAGAUAUGAAAAUAUUGUUAAACAAAAUGAAAUUAUUGUGGGUAUUGCUAUGUCGGAAAUAAAUUCAAAUUUAAUUGGAAUAACAGUUCUUGAUGACAAACAACAUUGGCAUUUUGAAUUAAGGGAUCGAUCAAUGUUACUCAUUUCAUCCAUACAACUUGAUAAGAGUGAAUUCAAUCGACGAAUAAUAUCAUUAUCGAAUUCGUCUAUGAAUUGGCUUAUUGUUCAUACUGGAACAAUCUUUUUUACUAUUCUUGACGAAACUGCACAAACAAAACGAAUGAUAGAAUGUGCUGAACCUAUUGAUUUAGCAACGUAUUUCGCUCCGCAAAAUUGUUUAGUAGUUUUAACACAAAAAAGCAAAUUAAAAUUUUUUGAUUUAUAA